GGACCUCUGCACCCGGCCCCACCUCCGUCUAAAAGAGCAGCAGCCGGGUGCGCGGUUCCAGCGCGCAUUACAGCUGCCCGACCUCCUAUUCCAGUCUUUGGUGGGAGCUCCAGCAUCUCCUUGGCUCGAAAUGGACCCCAACUGCACCUGCACCACUGGUGUCUCCUGCACGUGCGCCGGCUCCUGCAAGUGCAAAGAGUGCAAAUGCACCUCCUGCAAGAAGAGCUGCUGCUCCUGCUGCCCCGUGGGCUGUGCCAAGUGUGCCCAGGGCUGCGUCUGCAAAGGGGCGUCGGAGAAGUGCAGCUGCUGUGCCUGAUGUGGGGACAACUCUGCUCCCAGAUGUAAAUACAGUAACCUGCACAACCUGGAUUUUUUUAAAUACAACCCUGAGCCAUUUUCUGCAUUUCUUUUUAUAUUAAGUAUGUGAAUGGCAAUAAAAGAAUUUUGACUUGAAUCUUA
Molecule: messenger RNA, 459 nt
Organism: Piliocolobus tephrosceles (Ugandan red Colobus)
Lineage: Eukaryota; Metazoa; Chordata; Mammalia; Primates; Cercopithecidae
Product: metallothionein-1E-like
Exons: 3
Coding region: 131-316 (61 amino acids)
Biological process (GO): detoxification of copper ion; cellular response to cadmium ion; cellular response to zinc ion
Cellular component (GO): nucleus; cytoplasm
Molecular function (GO): metal ion binding
Source: RefSeq, a predicted model, not a curated record